GCAAAUCUAUAAACAUUUUAACACACCCACAGUUUACUUGCAAUGGUCAGACUCAAGUCUUCUGCACUCAAGCACUAUGUUGUCAACUUCGCGGAUCACGCAGGUCGGCCAGCAAAGAUGAUCUGGAGCAACCCGCCAAGAAACAUCCUAAUACCACUGCCAAGCCUAUCUCUCUAUUUCGUCCAUCCAGAAUUUUCUGUAGAUGAUCUGGAAAUGAGGCAAUUCUUAACAGAUAUUCGGAACGGGGAUGGUGAUCCCAUUCGAUUCGAAAUGUUCCAUCUCCCUGGGCCCAGUGAUGCCGACUGCGCCCAGCAUUACCGGGACGAACUCAAGGCUCGCGGCGAUGUAUUUGAGCAGGUUCGAGAGGCUGAAAAGGCUUAUGAACAUUGGGAGGAUAAGGAAAAGGAUGUCCAAUACGCAGCUGAACAAGAGCCCCAUGGCAAGCUCCCUGGCUUUAUUUCAUCACAAAAGGGCGCAUAUCUUGGCUACCAUGGCGUUCUAUACGUGUACAAGGAUCCUGUAUGGAAACACGAAGGCGAAGAGCAAUCCGUUGACGUCGUUGAGUUCGAUCCAGCAUUGACGGCGGAUGACUAUGAUCUUGGUGAACUGGAAAUGAGGGGACCGCAGCCCCCGUUCAAAAUCACACGGAUGUCGGCUAAAAGGAAGUCUAAGGUUUUACGGUAUGAGGAUCAAGGGGUUUGGCUGUGGUUUUUCGACCAUAGGGCUUGGGAUUGGUGGGAUCCAACCACAACUGCCACUAGCCAGGCUCAGCACAUGGGAUGGACGUCAUGGCAGUAA
This is a messenger RNA of Fusarium odoratissimum NRRL 54006, 798 nucleotides long. RefSeq lists its product as uncharacterized. The coding region runs from base 43 to 798 and encodes 251 amino acids. NCBI's taxonomy places the organism in Eukaryota, Fungi, Ascomycota, Sordariomycetes, Hypocreales, Nectriaceae. The transcript has a single exon. The record is from RefSeq and is a predicted model, not a curated record.